Molecule: messenger RNA, 1282 nt
Organism: Cynara cardunculus var. scolymus (artichoke)
Lineage: Eukaryota; Viridiplantae; Streptophyta; Magnoliopsida; Asterales; Asteraceae
Exons: 8
Coding region: 360-1058 (232 amino acids)
Biological process (GO): retrograde vesicle-mediated transport, Golgi to endoplasmic reticulum
Cellular component (GO): SNARE complex; endoplasmic reticulum
Molecular function (GO): SNAP receptor activity
Source: RefSeq, a predicted model, not a curated record
GGCGAUAAUCGUUUAAUGGCAAUUCGAGUAACGAUACGUGCAAGAAUCAAAGAACACAGCACACAAUCCACUGAAAUUCGUUUGUCGUCAAACCCUAAAGGGUUUUUUGAGGAUGGGUUUGAGUAAAACCGAAAUCAAUCUGAGAAGAUUGCUAGCAACUGCUCCACGGCAACAAAAUAAAAUCAAGCUUGUUCACGUUCACACUUGUAUGAAUUUGAUCUGGGGAUCUUGUUUGCCACAGAAUUAUGCCUGUAACUUGUGGAUUUCUUGUUUCUCUAAGUCAGAUGCAAAAUUAUGGAGUUUUGAAGCACAAUUUCGAUUUUGUUCUUCAUUUUUAGUGCCAUUAGUGAUUUCAGAUUAUGGGUUGUGGAGAUUCUUUUGUGAUAUUUGGUUAUGAAUGUGUAAUACUUUGGUUAUUUUUGCAGUAUGUUGCUACUUUAAGAGAACAGUUGGAAGAACUCGCCACAGAGCAAACUCCAGAAGGAUUUCCCAGAGUUUCAAAGGCUAUGGUGAAUGAUUACUCGCAUAAAAUUGAAGCAAUUGCAGCCAAACUGGCUAGCUCUGUGUCGGAUACUGUACCGUAUCACGAGCUUAGAGUUAAAACAUCUGUCAAAGAAAACAUCGGUAAAAAAGAAGAAGAAAGUAUCACCCUUUCGCCGGGGUUGAGAAGAAGACUCGUGCCUUCAUCAGCUGAACACAGAGGUCAAGAUACUUUUGAAUCGUCUGAAUCAUCUCCUGUCAAAUUGGAUGCUGCAGCCCAAUCACAUAUUGCAAAACACAGGAAGCUUCAAGAAGAUUUGACAGAUGAAAUGGUGGGUUUGGCGCGGCAACUCAAAGAGAGUAGUCUUAUGAUGAACAAAUCCAUACAAAAUACCGAGAGAAUUCUUGAUUCAACCGAAAAAGCAGUUGAACAUAGCUUGGCAAGCACCGGGCGAGUCAAUAAGCAGUCUACGGCUAUAUACAACGAGAGUUUCAAGACUUCAUGCUUCACAUGGCUCGUGAUGGUUGUAAUGAUGUGUAUCUUCGUCAUGGUGGUUCUUCUUAUUAAAGCGACUUGAAGUCCGGUUUGGUAGUUUUAGCCAAAGCUUCGUUUCUUGAAGAUGAAACCCUUAAAAAGAAUUUGAUAAACGAAAGAAAAUUGAGGAGACUAGGCAUAUUCGGCAUGGAAAACUUGUCGGUUUUUGGGAAGUUCGUUAUGUGUAUUCCUUUCGGAUGUUGUCACGAUAAAUUUGGAGUUUCGGCUUAAUCAAAAGUGUAAAUGGUUCGGUUUUUGAUUCGAUAA